This is a messenger RNA of Gamsiella multidivaricata, 3216 nucleotides long. RefSeq lists its product as uncharacterized. The record is from RefSeq and is a predicted model, not a curated record. Bases 362 to 3064 code for a protein of 900 amino acids. NCBI's taxonomy places the organism in Eukaryota, Fungi, Mortierellomycota, Mortierellomycetes, Mortierellales, Mortierellaceae. The transcript is spliced from 4 exons.
CCUGUCCCUCUUUCUGCCACCUUUCUUCUCCCUCUGCUAAUUCUUCCCCUCCACACCCACGCUUACCCACGCUUACCCACGCUUACCCACGCUUACCCACGCUUACCCUCUCACUCUCACUCACUCUCUCUCUCGUCAAUUGCAACAUCCGUCUGGCUCCCUCGCCCUCGCUCCUCCUCCGCCAGACUCGACUUAAUUGCUCCCCUCCUCGCCCCUCCUCGGUCCUUGUCCUCAUUCCACUCAUUCCCUCUCUCAUCCCUCCCCUCAUUCGCAUCCCUCACACCCGCAUACUCCCUACCGCCUACUGCUUACCACUGCCUGCUAUUACCUACUGCCUCAGCCCUCUCCGCCUCCUCUACUCAUGCCUAUCCCCAUAGCCGCACCCCACAGUUCCCUCCCUUCCCCGCUUCCCAGUGCUCCUGCCACCAACACCUCCUCCAGCAGUAGCAGUAGCAGCAGCAGCAGCAGCAGCAGUAGCAGUAGCAGCAGCAGCAGCAGCAGUAGCAGUAGCAGCAGCAGCACUGACAGCGACAGCGCCGUAGGCAGCAUCGGAAGUCUCAGCAGCCAACGCACUGGUUCGAGCUACACCUUCGGCAGUAGACCGCAUACACACACCCUCGACAGUAGCGCCUCCAGACGCUGGAACAGACUACAGCGCAGAUCCUCAACCGAAAACAUCCUAGCUACACAUCGUCACUAUCAUCAUCAUCAUCACCAUCGUCAUCAUCACCACUCGCCGCGGACGCGCUCCCUUUCCUCCUUUGCUGCGACCCAGCCACUGAGCACUCGGCUAGAACGACUGUACCAUCCUCACCGGCAUCCUUGGUAUCCUAGUCCGGAGCGUUCGCACCAAUUGCUCGACAGCCCCUCGUCCCCCUCGUCCCCCUCUGCCAUUUUCCCUCAACACCAGCAUUCACCGUUUGAAUCCCAUGAUCGCACGGCCAUCAUAAACCGAGAAACGCGCGUCCCUUCAUCAACAACAGCAUCAUCCUCACCCCCUAGUAUAGGGCACACAGUAUCCGCAAUAGAAACAACAGCAGUUGUGUCAUCAGCUUCUCCCAUUUUGUCCCCUCCUUCUCACUCUGACAGACAACUAACAAGCCAGCACAUGCAGCACCAAUUUCAUCCUCAAAGGUCCUUUGAACAUUCGAUGCAACUGGAUAGUUCAAGGCCAGCCGGUAAUCUUUCUACUUUUCUCAAUUCUGGGGACACGGCUACCCUGAGUGGCCAUCAACAGCCCGUAUAUUCAGCACUCGCGAACGGGUUCGACCAUCGAUCAGAGCAGCUACGAAGCUUUACAGGCAGUACAGAACUCUCCUCCACACCUAUGCAACGUUCGUUGACAAACAAUCCUGUUAUGGCGUCCUACUCCAGUUCUCUCUCCAGUAUCUCCGCUGCUAUUUCUGAUCCCAGCUCUGUCUCCAUCUCUAUAUCGUCCUCAUCGCCAACGCCCUCCGCUUCCCUUCUGCCCGCACUCCAUCUCCCGUCGUCCUCUUCUGAUGAACGGUUAGAUGGCCCCAAUAGCAUUGUGGCUCACGCGUCUGUGACCGAAAGCGCCGCCAACCUUAAUUUAGAUCGCGGUCUCAUUGGUGGACGCGCUUCCCACGCGAGCGAACAUCGCGCAGGAGGCGAUGCGGGCAGGAGGGCUCAUGCGCAAGCACGUGGGGACGAUAACCGUUCUGAUGAGGUGGACGACCGCAUUCACUUCCGUCUAUUGAACAACAUCUUCUUUUCAACUUCGGCUCGACAGCUCCAGCACAAUGACGAUCGCGGAACGAGCUCCGCCAGUCUUUCUCACAAUAGGGAGCUGCUGCAGCGUACUAUUGACAAUGAAGAUCAGCGCAUGCUGGAGAGUGGGGAGAAUAGGAUGGACUACGGAACCACUGGUGCAGACAAUACCAUGUAUACCGGCCAUGGGGACGAAUUCGCGUCUCUCAUGCUCCGUGCACGGGCAGGACAGGAGUUAAUAGAGGAAGAGGAUGACGAAGAUGACGAGGACGACGGCAUCGAUCAGAUCAUCGAGAGCAGGCGUCAGCGUGAUUCAGAGGCGUACCCAAUGGAUAUAGAACCGCCCUCACCACUCUCGCCUUCGAAUGUUGAACGUCCUCAGCAUGCGGCGCUCUCACCUCAUGCAGCUGCAGCUCUUGUGGACAUGUUCUCUGCUAGUCGAUCAGCUGAGCAACAACUCGUGAUCGACUCAUCCACCCCCUCUAACUUGCAGGGAUCGCAGCAUGAAUACGACAACAACCCUUACUUUCGCAGACCAGCCCUCCUUGACUCUUCUGAAGCGAACAGCAGUCGUCCCCAGGACUCGGUUCACGAAAACCAGUUCAGAUCAGGCGAAGCAGGGUCCGAUUCCAUGACCAGACUAAGGUCGAUUUCGACGCAGUACGAAACAAUCCAUCGAGAGUAUAAUAGCCAUGGAGGCUGUGGAGAGCGGGCUUCGGUCGUCUGCACGGAAACACAAGGCGACGUGUGGCCGCUCAAUUUUGACAUGUACUAUGCCGAUGGCGGUGAAUUCAACGCUGCACACUCUGUCGAGAACGUUCUGAAGAACGACUCUUCCGUCUAUUGCUCCAGACGAUCGACCAAUAUCAACAUUUGUCUGAAAUUAUCCGAGCCCCACCAAACUUUUGUACUGACACAGUUCAAGGUAAAGGCACCCACGACGGGCUUUACAGCUCCGUGCAAAGAAGGGUUGAUUUUUAUCAGCCAUGAGCCCAUACCACUGGAGAACACGGUAUUGUUUGACAACAUGACCCGCGAGCAUUACGAGGAUUACAUGGAAGGCCUCAGUCAGGGAGCGGCUUUCAAUCAGCUGCUUAGGAUUCAUGGUGCCAGUGCGGAUGCACUUGUCCCUGCCGCCUUUUUUCAGAUGAAUGGGCUAGAUGAGACCUGCACUGUGGAUCUCACGCCGAACAGGUCUGGACGAUACAUUCUUAUCAAGCUUCUGCGAUCACGGUGCACCAAUGCACUGCAAAGACCAGAGAACAUCGAUCUGCAGUAUCUCGGCUUAAUUGGCUUCACAGGCGCACGCUCCUUCGCAUCAGGCGGCCUAUUGUAAUCAAUAGGGCCCGAAUGACAAGUUUUUUUUUGUUUCUGCACUCUUAGAGUAUCUACCAUGCUAUUAUAUUCCUUUGUUUUCUAUUCGUGCUCGUAGCCAUUUGUUGUAUAUCAUAGUUAUUUCUUUUAAGAUCAUCGCUCCCAAUGUAACUG